Messenger RNA from Sitophilus oryzae (rice weevil), 3474 nucleotides. RefSeq names its product beta-1,4-glucuronyltransferase 1-like. NCBI's taxonomy places the organism in Eukaryota, Metazoa, Arthropoda, Insecta, Coleoptera, Curculionidae. The record is from RefSeq and is a predicted model, not a curated record. The transcript has 7 exons. The coding region runs from base 529 to 1935 and encodes 468 amino acids.
UCUACUGUACUGCCGCGGUCAAUCUUUCGCUGGUACCAAGGUACCUACCCAACAGAUCAGUACCUCUCUUGCCUUUUCGCCGAGCGCGUUUAUACCUUCCUCGUUCCGGAUUUCUUUUGUGUCUCAUUUUCUUCCAAAACGUUCUUUCAACCCUUCUUCGAAGUGUUUUUAGUGAGUGUAUCGUAUUUUUUAUCGCCUACUACGAAAUUGUAACCCACACACAAGGUUGUUCUUUCGCUGGGUACUGUACGGUAAAAGAUCGACUAAAUCUGACUCUCUUGGAACUGUAUUAUAGUCAGAGUAAACUUGACCCGCUUACCGCAUUCUCGGCUGUGCGAUGUGCCCAUGUAGGAACGGUGGCUAAUAAGCGAAAUGAACAGAGAAAGGGUGGAUUUUUCCAGCUGAUCAAUGGACUUGGCACAGACCGAUCAGUAUUUCCAUGGAAUGAAGCAUCCAGGACGAAAAAAGUUGAUAUUAUAAUCAAUAAUUUACUCAAAAAGAUUCGAGGAAAGCCAAAGCCAAAAAAAGAUGUAUACUAAUCGAAAAUCGUGCAUCAUCAAAGUCCUGAUCAUACUUUGCCUGCUAUACUUCGGAAUCCACGUGCUGACCAACGGCGGACCGGUCAUAAGGGAGCUGCAACAGUCUGGCCGAAGUUUGGCCGCUUUGGACACGCAAAAUGUCGAAUCGAUCGUACAAGAAGGCUCAGCACUACAACUGUCGACUGUCAACACCACCAAAGUGGUCCAAACCGAAAUAAACUCAAAACCAUCCUCAAGCACCACUUCUUCGACAGCAAAACCAGAACCGACAGUCAGCGAAAAAAUUAAGGAAAUAACACGAUGUAUAGACAGGCCUUUGGUACCCAAAACGCAACAAAGAGGCGACUAUUGGGUGCUGUACAACUAUAUCCCAGCUGAAAAAACGUUCAAAUGCGAGGAAACGGUUACUUAUACCACCCAUGCAGAUUACUCCUUCAUGGACAACUUGGUGCCAUUGCUGGAGAGGUGGGGGGCUCCCAUUAGCAUAGCUCUCCACGCUCCGGGAACUGAUUUCGAGGAUACUCUGGAGUCGAUAGCUCAUUUGCGAGAAUGUACUAGUCCGUUGGUCAGGGAAUUGGUUACGUUUCAUAUUUAUUUUAGUACCAAGCACGUUCCGAAAGAGGUUCCCAAACACAACGCCCUUUUCCAGGAGCCCUACAAUUGCUCACUAACUCCGCCAUAUUUGAACGUGUCGUCCGAGCAGAUGUACAAGGCGCAAAAAAAGCUCUUGUACCCCGUGAACGUCGGACGAAACGUGGCCCGCGAAACGGCCCAAACUCACUUCAUUCUACCCUCAGACAUCGAACUCUAUCCUAGUCCGAACAUAAGCUCCAAGUUCCUAGACCUGGUCGCGACCAACAAGGGUCCCUUGCUCAGCAAGAACCCCAAAGUGUUUCCCUUGCACAUAUUCGAGGUCAGCGCCAAUUCCCCGGUGCCAGAAAGCAAAACUAUGCUGAAGGAGAUGCUGCAUAACCGUACUGCUUUACCUUUUCACAAGAAACUGUGCUCGGGAUGCCACAAUAUUCCUAAGGCGAAGGAAUGGCAGACUGCUCCGGAAAGCGAGGGAUUGCACGUGUUUCACGUGGGAAAAAGAAACGGACGUUUCGUGCAUUGGGAGCCCAUCUUCAUCGGGACUCACAGCGAUCCUCUCUACGAUGAGAGGCUCAGUUGGGAAGGAAAAAGUGAUAAAAUGACUCAGGGUUACGCUUUGUGCGUAAUGAACUACGACUUCUUGAUCUUGGACAACGCGUUCCUGGUGCACAAACCCGGCAUCAAAGUGUACAAAAAGGACCCCAAGAGGGCCAUGUUGGCCGCAAAAACCAAUCAGCUGAUCAAGAAGAUCAUUUUCCCCGAACUUAAGGUGUUGUACGGAACGCGGAAAGGCUGUGCUGUAUGAGAUUUCGUUUUCACUCGACUCGGAAGUUCUUAGAUAUUAUUUUUGAGCUGGAGGAGGUUCCUAAAAGGUCACGCGCCUCGCCAAGACCAAGUCUGAACUUAAAACUAACAGAUACAAUUAUUUUUUUACGUCUUGACAGUUAUUAUUAGGUGUCAUCUCGUUGUCUACUCUUUACUAGUCAUUUUAUUAUGAACGAAUUAGGUUAUUAAUUAACUUUUGUAUAACGGGGGAGAGUGGUGCUUUUUAGGGAACCUUUUCAGGGUUUUUACUGUGUAGCCAUAAGCAAAACCUAUAAUGUAGUUUAUAUUCGAUAGUUUCGAAUAUUGUGAUCAUUUAAAUAUAAGAUAUUAUUAUGGGUAUUUUUGCGCAGAUUCAACUUAAGAUACUCUCUUUCCCUGCUUUCAAACAAUUUUUUAAAAAUAAGAAUUCUUCAAAUUCACUCUUUAUAUAGAUACACACAUUUUAAAGUUUUUAUUUUAUAAGAGUUGAAAUAUUCUACUCACUAAUUUUUUUUAACAACAAAUUUUAGAUGUUCUCGGAACGGAAAUCAAAAAGCAGGGUAUUUAUAAUAUUAAUCGAUCUUGUUUUAAGUAUUACUGUUACUAUAAAUAUUGUAUAUACUCUAUAUAGUUUAUAUUGGACGUAAGUCGUUAUACUGAAGUGGCUAUAUUCCUAUUUUUGUAUUUAGAAUAGACUGAUAAUAUGUAUAUGUCAUUUAGCCCCCCCCCCAAAAAAAACAGAGAAGAAUCAUACUGAAGUGGCUUGUGUCCUUGAAAAAUAGUUUUUAUUUUAUUCGACAGAAGGUGGGUAAAAUUUAUUUUUACAAUUUACAACUUUUUUCAAGGGCGCUGGUUAUAUCAAAAUACUUUUAUCCCUUAUAAAUAUACACAUAUUUAAAUUUUUCUUUAUGUGGUGGCUAUAUUAUAUUUGCCUUCAAGUGGGGAAGAAUAGAUGCCAAACUCCGUUUAAUCGCCCUGUACAUAUAUAUUAUAUAUUUAUCUACAAAUAUCGUUUUUUAGUAAUUUAAGCAAAAUAAUGCUCAUUUUUGCAGUUUUAAGUACUUAAUAUUUAUUUAAACUUAUACCAACUAUUAUUAUUACUAUACUCGAAUCUUAGGGAUACAAAAUGCAAACAAAAUCGAUGAUCUAUUUAUUCUUGUGUUAAGUUGUAUGUAUAUAAAGAAAAGACAGGCAAUAUGCAAGCAGGGCUCUCUAUAAUGAAACGAAAAAACAAUUUGCCAUAUAGAAAAGAAAAAAAAACAUGAGCUCUGCUUACAAUUGCCACUAAUAUUUUUCUCUUCUAUGAAAAAAGUUUGUACGAGCUGUCCAGAAACUCCCAAAAUGUUUCUAGACAACUGGUAUACAUUGGGGGUAUAAAUUUCAUUAGUGAUCGUAGAGGAGAAAAAUAUUUUGUAGGGUAGAAUCGUCUUUUUGGAAAGAUGUUAUUUUUCUCUAAGUUGUGAACUUUUCAAUAUUAGUGGUUAUGUGCCUUAACAUAGUAUAUCUACAGUAUCUUUUUUAAUAUACGAAAUUGCAUCAG